AUGGCCGAGGAGUUCGCGCGGAACCGGCAGUAUGAGUACCGCGCCAACAGCAACCUCGUGCUCGAGGCGGACCGGGAGAACCGGCGGCGCACGGACGAGCCCACGGGCGAGGUCGAGAGCCUCUUCGGGAAGAUGGGCGGCCAGAAGAUGGGCGACAAGCUGGGGCGGAACAAGGCGCCGGACCUCGAGGAGAAGGCGCGGCGCGCCAAGGCGAGCCGCGAGAAGCGCCAGCGCGGCGACGCCGAGGAGCACACGCGCGGCAAGCGGAAGCGGCGGUCCGGCGCCGAGGGCGACGACGGCGGCUCGUCCGGCGCGUACGAGCCCAAGACCAAGGAGGCGCGCGGCGCCUACGAGGCCAUCCUCGCCGGCGUGCGCGGGGCCAUGGGCGACGUGCCCCGCGACGUCCUAAGAGGGGCCGCGGACGAGGUGCUCUACACGUUGAAGGACGACCGGGUCAAGGACCCGGACAAGCACGUGCAGCUCGAGCGGCUCUUCGGCGCCAAGGUCGCCCCGGAGCGCUUCGCGGCCCUGGUGGCGUUGGGCAAGCAGAUCGUCGACUUUGGGCUCGACGAGCAGGCGCGGGGCCGCGACGGCGGCGACGGCGGCGACGACGGCGGCGCGCUCGACGAGGAGAUGGGCGUCGCCGUCGUCUUCGACGAGGACGAGAGCGACGAGGAGGAGCAGGACGUCGACGAGGUCCACAGCGAGGAGGACGACGACGACGCGGCGCGCGGCGUCGAGGCGGAGCACGACUCGAAGCUGCUCACGGGCGUCGAGGACGACGACGGCGACGGCGACGACCAUUUGUUGGACGUGCACGCGAUCGACGCGCACUGGCUCCAGCGCGGCAUCGGCGAGUACUACGACGACGCCAACGUGUCGGCGAAGCUCGCCGACGACGUGCUCGCCAUCCUCGGGCCCGAGGGCGGCGACGACCGCGAGUGCGAGAACCGCUUGGUCAUGCUCCUCGACUACGACAAGUUCGACUUCAUCAAGCUGCUUUUGAGCAACCGGCGCCGCGUGCUCUACUGCACGAGGCUCAAGCAGGCCCAGUCCGACGAGGACCGCAAGGCCGUCGAGGCGGCCAUGGUCAACGACGUCGAGGGCGGCGGCGCGGCGAUCCUCGAAGCGUUGCACGAGAAGGGCUCCGCGGAGACGUGGGCCCAGGACCGCGCGGCGGACUUCGCGUCGCGCACGCGCAAGGAGGCCGCCGAGGCGACCAAGAUGGAAUUGGACGGCGCGCCGGGCCACCGCGCGCCGAGCCAGGUCCUCGACCUCCAGUCGCUCGCCUUCGCCAAGGGCGGCCACCAGAUGACGAACAAGCGCUGCGAGCUGCCGCCCAAGUCCUGGCGCGCGCAGAAGAAGGGCUACGAGGAGGUCCACGUGCCCGCCGUCGUCAACACGGAGGCGGCGAAGAUUCCGCUGAUCCCCAUCGACAAGCUGCCGGCCUGGGCGCGGCCCGCGUUCGGGGGCAUGAAGACGCUGAACACGAUCCAGUCGAAAUUAUUGCCCGCGGCUUUGGAGGGGUCCGGAAACCUCCUGCUCUGCGCGCCCACGGGCGCGGGCAAGACGAACGUCGCGGUGCUCACGAUGUUGAACUGCAUGGCGCGCUACCGCACGUCCCCCGACGACGACGCGUCGCUGGCCAUGGACCUCGGCGCCUUCAAGAUCGUCUACGUGGCGCCCAUGAAGGCCCUCGUGCAGGAGUGCGUCUUGAACUUUGGGAAGCGCCUGGCGCCCUACGGCGUCAGCGUCAAGGAGCUCUCGGGCGACCAGUCGCUGACGUACCAGCAGAUCCAGGAGACGCAGGUCAUCGUGACGACGCCGGAGAAGUGGGACAUCGUCACGCGCAAGGGCGGCGACCGCGCCUACACGCAGCUCGUCAAGCUCUUGAUCAUGGACGAGAUCCACCUGUUGCACGACGACCGCGGGCCCGUGCUCGAAUCCGUCGUCGCGCGGACGAUCCGCCAGGUCGAGACGACGCGCGACGCCGUGCGUUUGCUCGGACUAUCGGCGACGCUGCCGAACUUCGCCGACGUCGCGACGCUCUUGCGCGUCGACCCGAGCAGCGGCUUGUUCUUCUUCGACAACUCGUUCCGCCCCGUGCCUUUGCAGCAGCAGUACGUCGGCGUCGCGGAGAAGAAGGCCAUCAAGCGCUUCCAGCUCAUGAACCAGAUCUGCUACGAGAAGACCCUGGCCCAGGCGGGCCGGAACCAGGUGCUCAUCUUCGUCCACUCGCGCGCGGAGACGGCGAAGACCGCCGCGGCGCUCCGCGACAUGGCGCUCUCGGACGACACGAUCUCGCGCUUCGUCCGCGAGGACUCCGCGACGCGCGAGAUCCUGCAGGAGGAGUGCGAGACGGCCAAGUCGGAGGCUCUACGCGACUUGCUGCCCUACGGCUUCGCGAUCCACCACGCGGGCAUGACGCGCGCGGACCGCAAUUUGGUGGAAGAUUUGUUCGCGGACAAGCACAUUCAAGUAUUGUGCUCCACGGCGACGCUGGCCUGGGGCGUGAACCUGCCCGCGCACACGGUCAUCAUCAAGGGCACGCAGAUCUACUCGCCGGAGAAGGGCAAGUGGACGGAGCUGAGCCCCCUGGACAUCGUCCAGAUGAUGGGCCGCGCGGGCCGGCCCCAAUUCGACUCCGAGGGCGAGGGCAUCAUCAUCACGCGCCACUCCGAACUGCAGUACUACCUCUCGCUCAUGAACCAGCAGCUGCCCGUCGAGUCGCAGCUCGUCAAGCACCUGCCGGACCACCUCAACGCGGAGAUCGAGAUGGGCUCCGUCCAGACCAUCAAGCAGGCCGCGGACUGGAUCGCCUAUACCUACUUGUACGUCCGCGCGCUCCAGGAGCCGGAGCGCUACGGCGCGACGCCCGACGACGGCGACGAGUCGUUGCUGCAGUACCGUCUAGAUCUCGCGCACUCCGCGGCGCUGGUCCUCGACAAGCACAACCUGGUCAAGUACGACCGCAAGUCCGGCGGGUUAGCUAUUACCGCCCUAGGGCGCGUCGCGGCGCACUACUACGUGUCCUACGCGUCCAUGGCGACGUACAACGAGCACCUGAAACCGACGCUCUCCGACAUCGAGCUCUUCCGCCUCUUCUCCUUCUCGGGCGAGUUCAAGCACAUCCACGUCCGCGAGGAGGAGAAGCUGGAACUCGCGAAAUUGGCGACGCGCGUGCCCAUCCCCAUCAAGGAGUCCAUGGAGGAGCCGUCGGCCAAGGUCAACGCGCUGCUCCAGGCCUACAUCUCGAAUCUGAGCCUGGAGGGCUUCGCGCUGGUCGCGGACAUGACCUUCGUGCGCCAGUCGGCCGCGCGGCUCUGCCGCGCGCUCUUCGAAAUCGCGCUCAAGCGCAAGUGGGCCGGCGUCGCGGCCAAGGCGCUGACGCUCUGCAAGAUGGUCGAGCGCAAGCUCUGGCUCAGCCAGUCGCCCCUGCGCCAGUUCAAGGGCGUGCCCGAGACCAUCGUGCGCAAGCUCGAGAAGAAGGAGAUCCCCUGGGACCGCUACUACGACCUCAAGCCGCAGGAUCUGGCGGAGUUGGUGAAGCUCCCGAAGAUGGGCAAGACGCUCCACCGCCUCGUGCACCAGGUGCCGCGCGUCGAGCUUUCGGCCCACGUGCAGCCCGUGUCGCGCGGUCUACUCAAGGUCGACCUCACGAUCACGCCCGACUUCAUCUUCGACCCGAAGGUCCACGACUACGCGCAGACGUUCCACGUGCUCGUCGAGGACGUCGACGGCGAGCGCAUCCUGCACCACGAGCCCUUCUCGCUGAAGCACAAGUUCAAGGACGAGGAGCACGUCGUCCAGUUCGCCAUCCCCGUCGGCGAUCCGCUGCCGCCGCAGUACUUCCUGAAAGUCGUCUCCGACCGCUGGCUCCACUCGUCCGCGGUGCUGCCCAUCUCGUUCCGCCACCUGAUCCUCCCGCGCAAGUACCCGCCCCACACGGAGCUCCUGGAUCUGCAGCCGUUGCCGGCGACGGCGCUGGGCUCGCCGAAGCUCGAGGCGCUGUUCGCGGGCGACGGCCGGUACUUCAACCCGAUCCAGACGCAAGCCUUCUCCGUCUUCUACGAGACGGACGACAACGCGCUCCUGUGCGCGCCCCACGGCUCCGGGCGCCUGGUGUGCUGCGAGUUCGCGCUCUUGCGCGCCGUCGUGCGCAAGCUCGCGGGCGGCGGCGCCGGCGGCGCGUGCGUCUACGUCGCGCCGCGGGCCGAGACCGUCGCGAGCCGUCUAGCCCGCUGGCGCGCCAAGUUCGCGCCGUUGGGCGCCGCCGUCGACGCGCUCACGGGCGACGUCACGUCCGACUUGCGGUUGGUGGCGAACUCGGAGGUCGUGCUGGCGACGGCGUCCCAGUGGGACGUGCUGAGCCGCCGCUGGAAGCAAAGAAAGGCCCUGCAGGGCAUCGCGCUCUUCGUCGCGGACGAGCUCCACUGUCUCGGGUCGCCCGAGGGCCCGACGCUCGAGGUCGUGGUCUCGCGGACGCGCUACAUGUCGUCCCAGCUGGAGAAGCCCGUGCGCGUGAUUGGCUUGGCAGCGUCCGUCGCCGACGCGAAAGACGUCGCGGACUGGCUCGGCUGCUCGGCCCCGGGCAGCAAAAGGGUGAUUCAACGCUCGGCCCCGGGCACGUUCUCGUUCCACUCCAACGUGCGGCCCAUCCCCAUGGAGCUCUUCCUCCACGCCUUCGACACGCCCCACUUCGCGUCGCGGUUGCUGGCCAUGGGCAAGACGCUCUACAACGUGCUCAACCGCCACUCGCCCGCGGCGCCGGCCUUGGUCUUCGUCACGUCCCGGAAGCAGUGCCAGCUCGCGGCCAUCGAUCUGAUGGUCCACGCCGCCGCGGACCCGCAGGCCGCGUCCAAGCGCGAGCGCUACAUGGCGCUGGGCGACGACGAGCUCGGCGCCUUCGAGGACCCGGCCCUGCAGCAGACCCUGGCGCGCGGCGUCGCGUUCGUCCACGGCGGCCUGUCGUCCAACGACCGGGCCCGGGUCCUCGACUUGUACGCCCGGGACCUCGUCUGGGCGCUCUGCGCCCCGGCGGAGGCCUGCCGCGACGUCGACGUGUCCGCCCACAUGGUCGUCGUCAUGGGCACGGAGUCCUACGACGCGAAGGAGCAUCGCUACGUCGACUACGCCGUCGGCAGCCUGCUCGAGAUGAUCGGCAAGGCCGGGCGGCCGGGCGUCGACGAGGACUGCAAGUGCGCCGUGCUCUGCCACACGCCGAAGAAGGACUACCUCCGGCGGUUGUUGUACGAGCCUUUACCGGUGGAGAGCCACCUCGACCACGACUUGCACGACCACGUGAACGCGGAGAUCGUCACGAAGACCAUCGAGAACAAGCAGGACGCGGUGGACUACCUGACCUGGACCUUCUACUACCGCCGCCUGGCGCAGAACCCGAACUACUACAAUCUGCAGGGCGGGUCGCACCGCCACGUGUCGGACCAUUUGUCGGAGCUCGUCGAGAACAUCGUGGGAGACUUGGAGGAGGCGCAGUGCGUCGCCGUCGACGACGAGAUGGACCUGUCGGCGCUGAACCUGGGCAUGAUCGCCGCGUAUUACUGCGUCAAGUACACGACCGUCGAGCUCUUCGCGUCGUCCGUGGCCAAGAAGUCGAAGAUCCCCGCGCUCUUGGAGGUCGUCUCGAACGCGGCGGAAUUCGGCGACUUGGCCGCGCGGCACCACGAGGCGGGCGUCCUCGAGAAGCUGGCGCUCCACGCGAAGCACAAGCUGCCGAGCGGCGGCCUCGCCGCGCCCCAGGCCAAGGCGAACCUGCUGCUGCAGUCCCACUUCUCGCGCGUGCCGCUCUCGGCGGAGCUCCGCGCGGACCGCGACGGCGCGGUGGCCGCGUCCAUCACGCUCCUCCAGGCGUUGGUCGACGUCGUCUCGAGCAACGGCUGGCUCGCGCCGGCGCUCCACGCCAUGGAGCUCUGCCAGAUGGUCGUCCAGGGCCUCUGGCACGACGACCCUUCGCUGCUGCAAAUCCCGCACGUCGACGGCGACACGCUCUCGCGCGCCGCGGCCGCGGGCGCCACGCUGGAGACGGCCUUCGACGUCCUCGACCUCGAGGACGACGUGCGCGACAAAAUCCUCGCCCUGGGGCCCGCGGAGAUGGCCGACGUCGCGGAAUGGUGCAACGACUUCCCGAACGUCGAGUUGCAGUACGCCGUCGACGACGCGGACGGCGUCGUCGCGGGCGAGCCCGUGUCGCUGACCGUGACGCUCGAGCGCGACGUCGACGACGACAUGACGGACAUCGGCCGCGUGCGCGCGGCGCGCUUCCCGGGCCUCAAGAAGGAGGGCUGGUGGCUCGUCGUCGCCGACGUGAAGAACAACGCGCUCCUCUCCAUCAAGCGCGUGUCCCUGCUCCAGACGGCCAAGGUGAGCCUCGACUUCGUCGCGCCGGAGACGCCGGGCAACGCGGACCUCACGCUCUACUUCGUCUGCGACUCCUACCUCGGCUGCGACCAGGAGUACGAGUUCGCGCUCGCCGUGCAGCCCGGGACCGACGAGUAAACAAGCCUUCGGACG
This is a messenger RNA of Aureococcus anophagefferens, 6531 nucleotides long. RefSeq lists its product as hypothetical. Gene Ontology annotation, molecular function: ATP binding; nucleic acid binding. Gene Ontology annotation, cellular component: nucleus. NCBI's taxonomy places the organism in Eukaryota, Pelagophyceae, Pelagomonadales, Pelagomonadaceae. The transcript has 3 exons. The record is from RefSeq and is a predicted model, not a curated record. The coding region runs from base 1 to 6516 and encodes 2171 amino acids.